Zophobas morio is the source of this 2271-nucleotide messenger RNA. RefSeq lists its product as uncharacterized. The coding region runs from base 400 to 2187 and encodes 595 amino acids. The transcript has 5 exons. NCBI's taxonomy places the organism in Eukaryota, Metazoa, Arthropoda, Insecta, Coleoptera, Tenebrionidae. The record is from RefSeq and is a predicted model, not a curated record.
CUCAGUUUUUAGAUUUUUCAGUUUUUCAAUGUUUCGAUUUUUCGUUAUUCGGUUUUUUAAAUUUUUAUUGGCAUCGACUAUUUAAAUUUGGCGCUUUCGGACUCCAAUCUCAAUACGGGUGGUUUUGCAAAAUCAGCCGGUAUGUCGCAUCCAUAUUAAUCUAUGAUCUAGUAACUUUCGCUGUCAUUUUUCGUGUGCCAGCCCUGCCUGUCAGUUAAUUCAACUCACUCGAUUUAAAUUUGCGCAAUUUUAAUGUGUAACGGAACAAUAAUUAUAUUUAAGAAUAUUUUAUAAAUGAAUUGGUUCCAUAUCAGUGUUCCGUGUACGUAGUAGUCACUUAUUUACGUUUCACACUAGUAUUAAGUGAACGUCUAUGGAAAAAGCACAAUUUUGGUUAAAAUGAGCGACGAAAGGAGUUUUGCGGGUAAAAACUCCUUAUUUGAUUCACCAGUAAGCACUCCACCCCUAGGUGUACGCUCGAUUUUCCAAAUAAGCGGUUUUGACGACUUUGCUAGAGAAUCUCUUGGGAUUUUAGACCUCAAUAGAGAGUCCCUGGGUUUUUAUCAUGAUGACGCUGCAAGAGAGUCUUUGGGGAUUAUCAAUCUGGAUAAUCUGGACACAGGACGGGACUCACUAGGAAUCAGCAACAUUAAAACUUACGAUUUUACUCUAUCUAAAGGGAGCUUGCCAACCAUUUCGGAUGAAGAUGAAACCACUAAGAACGUGUCCACAAUUGCACAAACGUCAAUAAGCGAAUUUCAGGUUCCUACGUUUUCCAGUGUCAUGAAUGAUGCUUUGAGAAACACGACGGACUUUGUUAGACGAAUGCAGGUGUAUUUGAGCCCUACAAUACCCACAAAGUCGCCACUACACAAAGCUGUUAAUAAUAAACCAAUCAGAAACGCGUCUUUACCGUCAAUCUUAGAUGAAAAAGUUAAGUUUGAAGCCCCCCCAUCGUUACAUUUAAGUUGUAAUGAUGCAGAUAACAGUGAUACGGACAUCGUUUUUAACGUGGAUCAGUCAAUUUCAGAGCAAGAUUAUAUGCUGGACUCCACGCAAGAACCAGCCGAUUUUGCCAACAUUCUCGACAUUGAGGACCCCAUUAAGUGUGAAACAGACGCAGUUUUUAAAACUAUCGACAAAUUGUUCAUUUCAACUGAUGACAACUUGUCCACGAAUCACGAAACUUUGAACUCCCCUAGACGCGACAGCUCCAGCUCGAAGUCCAAAGACCCCAUGGAAAUGAUAGACGCGCUGACGGAUUAUUUGAACGACAAUUGCGACGAGGUGAAGAAAACCGAAGGCCAGAAUAUUCUAGCAAAUUUGGCUGAGUUUUUCCAUUUGAGCGCUUCCACUAAAUCACAGUCGUGCGACUUCCACUACUCUGAAACGGUGCGACCUUUACGAAAAAAAAGCCGUUCAGAGACUAGUAUUAACCACCUAGAUGAAGAUUGCGUACCGCUAGAUCUGUCUAUUAAAUCAAGAGAUAAAGCGUUCACGAGUCCGAAAAUGUUGCCGCCGAAGUUUAGCAAGACGCGGCAAAUGUCGCUGACUAACAUUAAAGUCAAUCAGAGUAGGGUGAGCAAUUGUUCGACGUCUAGCAACGAAGGGAGGAAUUCGAGCGACUCCAAAAUGUUCAGGCCAAAAAAAUCUGAAAGCAAAGUCUUGGGUGUGAAAAAGGGUCCAAUGAAAGCGGUGCUUCCAAUUAACACCAUGGCAAAAACAAAGACUAAUAAUUUGAAAUUGACUCCUAAAAACUCGGAAUCUACGAAAUUAAAAAAGAGCGUCACGCCGAUUAAUGGAACGAAUUUUAAACCAAUUGGACAGUCAACCCCUGAUUACCCUAAAAACGGAAUUGUUAGUUCGCCCCUAGCCAGACCGAAUUUGCCUGCUUGUAUUGGCUCCAAAAUUGUAAAACCGAAAUUAAGUUCUUUUAAUAGGAGUUCAGAUGGUGGUAAUAAAUUUGCGAAAACGCGCUCCUCUAUUGAAAUAAAGAAAACGACUGAAAGUAGCAACAAAACGGCGGUUAGAGCACGCAGUUUAGACCGGAAAGUGAAGCCUUCAAGCCACUUGGGUCCACAAAGAAACUCAUUUUCGCACCCAACCCACACCAGUGUAUUGAAAGACAACAACAAAGUGAUUCGAAGACCCUCCAUUACUAAAAAGGUUGGAAAAGAAAAUAAGUAAAGAAAUAAAUUAUUGGCAAUUGAUUGUGAUAGAAUUUGCUUGUGAAUUUUUAUACAUUUUACAAAAUAUACUUGAUUUUAUAAA